GAACAUCUUUGUUUGACAAACUCUGACAGAGACCUGGAGGACAGCCAUGUUUGCAGCCAAUCAAGAGAUCCAGCUGUAAGAGACAAGAGGCGGUCGCCCCCCUCCAACAGAUCCCCCUCCUCCCAACAACGCAACCCUCACCACAGCACAGAGGAACAGGAGAGCCCAGAGAGAGUGGUGCAGAAGGAGAAGCUACAUGCAGAGCUGAAGCAGGUGUUGAGUCAAAAGAGAAGUCACCUGAGAGAGUCCACCUGCCAACCGGCCCAACCAGAGAUGGACUCAGAGCCCACAGACCAGCAGACAUGUGUGGAAGAAGCCUCUCCAUCCAUGGAGAUCGUGGUGGAGACGGAGGCGGAGGCUGGAGCCAGCGGCUACAGUGUGACUGGUGGAGGACAGCGAGGGAUCUUUGUGAAAGAUGUCCUCAGAGACUCACCAGCUGCUAAACAUCUCAGUCUCCAGGAAGGGGACCAGCUGCUGAGUGCCAAGGUCUACUUUGACAACGUGAAGUAUGAAGACGCUCUGAAGAUCCUUCAGUGCGCCGAGCCAUAUAAGGUCAGCUUCCAGCUGAAGAGGAUCAUCCCUGGAUUAGAGAUCUGCGUACGGCCUCGUGUUCCCAGUGUGGAGGUCAAAGGUCCCAAAGCCAAGGUGGCCAAAAUGAGUAUGAAGGGCAGCAAGCAGUGCAAGGCCAAGAAGAUGAGGGGUGGGCGUUUUGGUCUGAAGAGGCUGAAGGAGAAGCGCAGAGAGGAGCUGGUGAUUGAGGGACAGCCUACCACGCUGGAGAUGAGUGACGUAGACGUGGAGUUUUCUCUCCCAAAGUUCAAACCGAGGAAGAGCACUAAGGCUGAAGCAGAAGGAGCCGAGGGAGCAGCAGCUGUGGGGAAGGCCAAGAGGAGGAUCAGGUUUCCCCACAUGAAAACAAAGGUUCUCACUGGGGACAUCACAGGAGGUAAAGUGGAAACAGAACAUCUCGAGGGAGAGGUGAACAUCUCUCCACCUGAGAUACCUGGAGCUAAAGUGAAAACCAAAGUAAAAGGACACAAGUUUGGAAUCAACUUCCCUAAGAGCAAACACACAAAGUCAAGCUCAGCAUUGGAGACUGGAUCUGUGGAGCUGAAGCCCCCUGGGGUGAACAUCCAGCCACCGUCAGUGGAGUUUAGUUUGUCUGGAGAUAAAAACAUAGACAUAGAGAUGGGAGGAGUUAAGCUUAAUGCGCCUGAUGUGGAGUUUGCACUACCUUCCGGAAAAGCUGAGGCGUCUUUGCCCGCUGUGAAGGGAGAGGCUAAAAUCAAAGCUCCUAAGAUCAACAUCAAAGGAGGCUCUGAUGCAGAGGCUACAAGUGGUAAAAUGAAUGUAGACUCAGGCAAAGGAGAUGCAAAGCUAAGAAUGCCAAAGUUGAAACUGCCAAAAGUUAGACUCUCACGCCAUUCGGAUGAGAUAGAUGGUGAGAUUAAGGUGAAAGCCAAAGGUAUGAAUGUGCCUCAAACUGACAUUACACCUCCAAAAGUAGAACUCAAAGGAGGUGGUAAGAUCAAUCUCCCUGAGGCAAACAUUUCAAAAUCAAAGAUGGAAGUUGAUCUCUCGGGAAACGCUGCAUCUGUUGAAAUGCCUUCUCUUGAUAUUUCUUUACCACACGUGAAGGGAAAGUCUGACAUGGAGAUUUCGCUCCCAAAGUACGAAGGAGCUGGGAAGACAGCAAUCAAAAUGCCUGCCAUGGACAUCUCUGUGCCUGAAGUAGAUUUGGAAUUUGACACUGGAUGCAGAAUUCCUGAUGAGGUAGAGGGCACUUUCACAGGGCCCAAAAUCUCCAGGCCAAAGGUUGACAUCUCAUUACCAAAGAUGGGUCCAUCAAAUGUGAACAUUGAAAGUCCAGAAGGUGGAGGAAAAUUUGGUCUACCUUCUGUUGACAUAGCUCUCCCAAAGGUGGAAGCAGAGGGGGACGAUGUAGAUAUGCACUACUUUGUUGGUGGAGAUGGGAAGUUCAAAAUGCCUGAGUUUGACAUAUCGCUUCCAAAGAUGAAGUCACCAGAAGGAGAAGUACAUUUUAAAGGAGAAGGCUUUAAAUUACCCAUGGUAGACCUGAUACUUCCUGAAGGCAAAACUGGAACAACUGAUGUUGGAGGAGGAGGAGCAUUUCAGUUACCAACGUUUGACAUCUCCAUCCCUAAAAUGAAGACAGGUGAGGUGGACAUCGAAGGCCCUGAAAUAAAAGGUGGGAAGAUCAAAGUGCCCACUGUUGAUAUCUCUGUUCCCAAGGGAACCGUAGAGGAGCAUUUGAACAUUGGGAUCAGUGAAUUCAAAGGUGGUAAAUGCAAUAUGCCCUCUGUAGACAUUUCUCUCCCAAAAGUGGAGGUACCUGAAGGAGACUUGAGCCUAGAAUGCCCCAAACUUCCAAAUGUUGACUAUUCCCUCCCCACGGCAAACUUGGGGGGCAACAUGGAGUUAGAGAGCAGUGUUGGUAGUGGAGCCAAGUUCAAGCUGCCAACUUUUGACAAAACACUCCCAAAGAUGAAAAACAAGGAAGGAGAGGUUAAUAUUCAAGGACCUAAUAUUAAAGGAGGAGCAAAGUUCAACACGCCUUCUUUAGAUGUGUCACUACCAAAGAUUAAGAUGCCUGAGGGAAAUAUUGGACUUGAGGGACACUCCGUUGAUAUCUCUCUUCCAAAGGGGAAAGUUGAGGUUUCUCUCCCUACAAUUAAAUCAAAGAAAGGUGACAUCAAAAUCAAGGGAUCAGACAUCAAGGCUGGGGAAAUGAAGAUGCCAACUAUUGAGAUUUCAACCCCACCAGGAACAUCACAAGGCAAAUUCACUGCUGAGGGUGAAGGAAGAGGUGCUGAAUUCAGCUUGCCAUCUGCAAACAUCGCUCUUCCUGCAAUAAAAAUCCCUGAAAGAGAUGUGAAUUUACAAGGCCCAAAAGUCAAGGGUAGGACAUUUCAAAUGCCAAAAAUCAACUUCUUGUUUCCCAAAGGAAAAGCAAAGGGAGAUAUUGACAUUGAUGUUCACUCUGGAAAAGAUGGGAAUUUUGAAAUACCAUCCUAUGAUAUUGGACUACCUAAAGGAAAAGUCAAAGGCCCUAAGCUUAAGGGAGGAAAAAUCAACAUGCCAGACAUUGACUUGUCUCUCCCCAAAGGCAAGGCUGACCUCAGUAUUGAGGGUCCUGAGGUAAAAGGAGGAAAACUCAAAACACCUACAUUUGAUGUUUCACUUCCGAAAAUGAAGCUGCCAGAGGGCAAUGUGGAAAUUCCCACGGUUGAUAUUUCACUCCCAAAAGUAAAAAUAGCAGGAGAUAUCGAUAUGCAAGGACCUGAAAUCAAAGGUGACAUGUCCCUACCUAAAAUGAAGUCUCCAGAGGUAGAUAUCAGCCUUGAAGGUCCUGAUGUUAGAGGAGGAAAGUUUAACUUGCCAACUGUUGACAUUUCACUCCCUAAAGGAAACCUUGAGGGUGACCUUAAAGUUGAAGGUCCUGAGGUAAAAGGGGGUACAUUUAAAAUGCCAACAUUUGAUAUGUCUUUCCCAAAAAUGAAUUUCCCAGACGGUGAUGUCAAACUUAAAGGCCCAGAUAUCAAAGGAGAGAAGAUUGCAAUGCCAGACAUUGAUAUUUCACUUCCCAAAGUAAAAGCAGGAGGAGAAAUGUCAGGACAUGCUGGGAAAGGAGGCAAGUUCCAUAUGCCUUCUUUUGAUAUCUCUCUUCCCAAAAUGAAAGCUAAGGGGCCAGAGGUCAACAUAGAAGGUCCUGAACAGAAGGGAGGAAAAAUCGACAUGCCAGACAUUGACCUUUCACUCCCAAAAGGAAAGGCUGAUGUUGAUCUCAAUAUUGAGGGUCAUGAGGGAAAAGGAGGAACAUUCAAAAUGCCCAAAUGUGACAUUUCACUUCCAAAGAUGAACCUGCCAGAGGGCAAUCUGGAAAUGCCAAAGGUUGAUAUCUCACUCCCAAAAGGAAAGGUAAAGGGAGAUGUUGACAUAGAGGGACCUGACUUUAAAGGUGACGUUUCAUUCCCCAAGGGAAGAGUUGAGGGAGACAUCGAUGUGGAGGGUCCUGAGGCGAAGGGUGGCACAUUUAAAAUGCCAACAUUUGAUGUCUCAAUGCCAACAGUUAGUCUCCCAAAGGGUGAUGUCAAGCUUAAAGGCCCAGACAUGAAGGGAGGGAAGAUCGAGAUGCCAGACAUUGAUAUUUCACUGCCUAAAGGAAAGGCAGGAGGACACAUUGAAAUCGAAGGACAUGGUGCAAAAGGAGGCAAGUUCCAUAUGCCCUCUGUUGAUAUCUCUCUUCCCAAAAUGAAAGCUAGGGGGGCAGAGAUAAACAUUGAAGGUCCUGAAGUUAAAGGUGGAAAGCUAAACAUGCCUUCACUUGAUGUUUCUCUGCCCAUAAAAUCUCCCAAUGUAGAUAUCAGCCUUGAGGGUCCUGAUGUUAAAGGAGGAAAGGUCAACAUCCCAACUGUUGACAUUUCACCUCCCAGAGGAAGGGUUGAGGGGGAGAUAAAUGUUGAAGGCCCUCAGUUGAAAGGAGGGAAAUUCAAAAUGCCAAAAUGUGAUGUUUCUCUACCAAAAGCGAGUCUACCAAAUGUUGAUGCCAAUGUAGAAGGAACCGAUUUGAAAGGAAAAAUGUAUAUGCCAACUGUUGACCUUUCACUUCCAAAAGGAAAAGCAGAUGUGGAUAUAGACAUUGAUGGGCAUGGUGGUAAAGGAGGCAAGUUUCACAUGCCCUCACUCGAUAUCUCUCUUCCUAAAAUCAAAGCAAAGGGACCUGAUCUUAAUAUCAAAGGACCUGAAAUCAAAGGUGACAUGUCCCUACCUAAAAUGAAGUCUCCAGAGGUAGAUAUCAGCCUUGAAGGUCCUGAUGUUAGAGGAGGAAAGUUUAACUUGCCAAUUGUUGACAUUUCACUCCCUAAAGGAAACCUUGAGGGUGACCUUAAAGUUGAAGGUCCUGAGGUAAAAGGGGGUACAUUUAAAAUGCCAACAUUUGAUAUGUCUUUCCCAAAAAUGAAUUUCCCAGACGGUGAUGUCAAACUUAAAGGCCCAGAUAUCAAAGGAGAGAAGAUUGCGAUGCCAGACAUUGAUAUUUCACUUCCCAAAGUAAAAGCAGGAGGAGAAAUGUCAGGACAUGCUGGGAAAGGAGGCAAGUUCCAUAUGCCCUCUUUUGAUAUCUCUCUUCCCAAAAUGAAAGCUAAGGGGCCAGAGGUCAACAUAGAAGGUCCUGAACAGAAGGGAGGAAAAAUCGACAUGCCAGACAUUGACCUUUCACUCCCAAAAGGAAAGGCUGAUGUUGAUCUCAAUAUUGAGGGUCCUGAGGGAAAAGGAGGAACAUUCAAAAUGCCCAAAUGUGACGUUUCACUUCCAAAGAUGAACCUGCCAGAGGGCAAUCUGGAAAUGCCAAAGGUUGAUAUCUCACUCCCAAAAGGAAAGGUAAAGGGAGAUGUUGACAUAGAGGGACCUGACUUUAAAGGUGACGUUUCACUCCCCAAGGGAAGAGUUGAGGGAGACAUCGAUGUGGAGGGUCCUGAGGCGAAGGGUGGCACAUUUAAAAUGCCAACAUUUGAUGUCUCAAUGCCAACAGUUAGUCUCCCAAAGGGUGAUGUCAAGCUUAAAGGCCCAGACAUGAAGGGAGGGAAGAUCGAGAUGCCAGACAUUGAUAUUUCACUGCCUAAAGGAAAGGCAGGAGGACACAUUGAAAUCGAAGGACAUGGUGCAAAAGGAGGCAAGUUCCAUAUGCCCUCUGUUGAUAUCUCUCUUCCCAAAAUGAAAGCUAGGGGGGCAGAGAUAAACAUUGAAGGUCCUGAAGUUAAAGGUGGAAAGCUAAACAUGCCUUCACUUGAUGUUUCUCUGCCCAAAAUAAAAUCUCCCAAUGUAGAUAUCAGCCUUGAGGGUCCUGAUGUUAAAGGAGGAAAGGUCAACAUCCCAACUGUUGACAUUUCACCUCCCAGAGGAAGGGUUGAGGGGGAGAUAAAUGUUGAAGGCCCUCAGUUGAAAGGAGGGAAAUUCAAAAUGCCAAAAUGUGAUGUUUCUCUACCAAAAGCGAGUCUACCAAAUGUUGAUGCCAAUGUAGAAGGAACCGAUUUGAAAGGAAAAAUGUAUAUGCCAACUGUUGACCUUUCACUUCCAAAAGGAAAAGCAGAUGUGGAUAUAGACAUUGAUGGGCAUGGUGGUAAAGGAGGCAAGUUUCACAUGCCCUCACUCGAUAUCUCUCUUCCUAAAAUCAAAGCAAAGGGACCUGAUCUUAAUAUCAAAGGACCUGAAAUCAAAGGUGACAUGUCCCUCCCUAAACUGAAGUCUCCAGAGGUAGAUAUCAGCCUUGAAGGUCCUGAUGUUAAAGGAUCAACGUUUAACUUGCCAACUGUUGACAUUUCACAACCUAAAGGAAACCUUGAGGGUGACCCUAAAGUUGAAGGUCCUGAGGUAAAAGGGGGUACAUUUAAAAUGCCAACAUUUGAUAUGUCUUUCCCAAAAAUGAAUUUCCCAGACGGUGAUGUCAAACUUAAAGGCCCAGAUAUCAAAGGAGAGAAGAUUGCGAUGCCAGACAUUGAUAUUUCACUUCCCAAAGUAAAAGCAGGAGGAGAAAUGUCAGGACAUGCUGGGAAAGGAGGCAAGUUCCAUAUGCCCUCUUUUGAUAUCUCUCUUCCCAAAAUGAAAGCUAAGGGGCCAGAAGUCAACAUAGAAGGUCCUGAACAGAAGGGAGGAAAAAUCGACAUGCCAGACAUUGACCUUUCACUCCCAAAAGGAAAGGCUGAUGUUGAUCUCAAUAUUGAGGGUCCUGAGGGAAAAGGAGGAACAUUCAAAAUGCCCAAAUGUGACGUUUCACAAUUGAAAACACCAACUGUUGACAUUUCAAUACCCAAAGCAAACCUUAAUGUCGAGGGAUCUAAGGUUUUGGGAGGUACAUUUAAAAUGCCCAAAUUUGAUAUGUCUUUACCAAAAGCAAAUCUGCCAGAGGGUGAUGUCAAACUCAAAGGCCCGGAAAUCAAGGGGGGGAGGAUUGAGAUGCCCAACAUUGAUAUGUCACUUCCCAAAGGAAAAGCAAGAGGUGAAAUGGAAAUUGAAGGACAUGCUGGAAAAGGAGUCAAGUUCCAUAUGCCCUCUGUUGAUUUCUCUCUUCCGAAAAUGAAAGCUAAGGGACCAGAGAUUCAUAUUAAAGGCCCUGAAUUUAAGGAAGGAAAUAUCAACAUGUCAGACAUUGACCUGUCAGUUCCCAAAGGAAAGGCUGGCAUCAGUAUUGAGGGUCCUGAGGUAAAAGGAAGAAUAUUCAAAACGCCUACAUUUGACGUGUCACUUCCAAAGAUGAACCUGCCAGAGGGCAAUGUCAAAGUUGAAGGACCAAAGAUUAAGGGAGGAGAGAUCUCAACACCAGAUGUUGAUAUUUCAGUUCCUGUUGGAAAAUUAGAGGGAGAUAUCAGCUUUGAAGGACCGUCUGGAAGGGGAAAGUAUGAAUUGCCAAAGGUGGACUUAUCUGGUGUUGGGCUCCAUAUGCCAACUCUUGACAUAAAUCUCCCCAAAUUUGAUCUUGACCUUAGCAUUCCCUCUGGUCAUAAAGACAAAAGCCUCAAAGUGGACACCUCUUGGCCCGAAGCAUCAGGAGAUUUAAAGAUGUCUGGUCGCAUAGGAGAAAUCAAUCCAGCCAAGGUGAAAGUAAAGUGUACAGACAUUGCGACAGGUGGUGUAGAAGCUCCAGGUGCAUCCCUCAAACCUCCUACUAUCAGCGGUGUUCUUAAAGCCGAGGGAGGCAGGCCUUCUUCAGGGGGCAGCUUUGAUCUGCCUGAUGUUUCCCUCAAAUUCCCAAGUUUCUCUCUACCAAGGUUUGGUGGAAAGUCUAAGAGUGGUGAUUUUGCAAUGUCUGUCCCCAAAGGAGACAUUUCCCUCAGCUCACCGCAUGUGGAAGGAGAGAUAAGGGCACCAUCAGUAGAGUUUGAUGGGGACGGAAAAGUCAAGGUGAAAAAACCUAAAAUUAAAAUGCCUUCAUUUGGUGUAUCCAAAAAGCAUGCAGAUGUAUCCGUGUCUUGUCCUGAUGUGGAUGUUAAAGUUAAAAAGGGAAAAUUCCCCAAGUUUAAAAUAUCACCAAAAAGUCAGCUCCCAGAGGGAGGGGUUGAUGCUGAGCUGGGGGCAGAUGUUGAAGGGAAAGGUGGCUUCCAUGCCCCUGACGUCACUCUCAAACUACCAAAGUUCUCAAUGCCAGGAUUUGGCUCUAAAGAGAAAGAUUUAGGUAAGCAAAGUGUUAACUUUGAGUCUAAAGCCAAGGUUAAGAUGCCCUCUGUUGAGUUCUCACUACCAGCAGCUAAGACACCAGAGACUGAGGUUUUGUUACCUAAAGCAGAGGUGGAUGUCUCAGAGGCUGAUAUCAGAGGUUAUGAGGUAAGCCUCAACAUUCCAAAAAUGCCAACAAUUGACAUUUCCAUCCCCAAAGUAGACCUGGAUGUGUCCCUGCCUAGAGUAGAGCAUGAUGCAAAGACUGAUGGAAAAGGGGGCAAAUUCAAGUUGCCUGGAAUCAAGAUGCCUGACAUUGAUCUGUCCCUUAGAGGGAAAACUGGGGACCUAAAAAUGCCAGAUGUUGACAUCUCUCUGCCUAAAGGAAAGAUUGAAGGUCCAGAUUUUGGAAUGGAAGGGGGAACCGGAGGAAAAUUCAGAAUGCCGCACAUGAGAAUGCCCAACAUCGACAUCUCCCUGCCCAAAGGAAGGAUUGAGGGUUCAGAGAUGGAAAUCGAAGGCGAGGGUGGAAAGUUUAAAAUGCCUCAUCUCAACAUGCCUUCAGUUGACAUUUCACUUCCCAAAGGAAAGAUAGAAGGUCCCGAUUUUAAAAUGGGGGGAGGUACAGGAGGAAAGUUCAAAAUGCCUCACAUAAAAAUGCCAGAUGUUGCCAUCUCUUUGCCCAAGGGAAGGAUUGAAGGUCCAGACGUUGAAAUGGAAGGAAGUCAAGGAGGAAAGUUCAAAAUGCCUGAUGUGAAAAUGCCAGAUGUUGACAUCUCUCUGCCUAAAGGAAAGAUUGAAGGUCCAGAUGUUGGAAUGGAAGGAGGUACAGGUGGAAGAUUCAAAAUGCCUCACAUGAAAAUGCCCAACAUCGACCUUUCUCUGCCUAAAGGAAAGAUUCAGGGUCCAGAUGUUGAAAUGGAAGGAGGUACAGGAGGAAAGUUCAAAAUGCCUCAGAUGAAAAUGCCAGAUGUUGACAUCUCUCUGCCCAAGGGAAGGAUUGAGGGUCCAGAGAUGGCUAUCAAGGGAGAUGGUGCUAAAUUCAAGAUGCCACAUCUCAGUCUGCCCUCUGUUGAUGUUUCACUUCCUAAAGGAAAGAUCGGUGAUCCGGAUAUUGAAAUAGAAGGAGGCACCGGAGGCAAAUUUAAAAUGCCGCACUUGAAAAUGCCCAACAUUGACAUCUCUCUGCCCAAAGAGGAUAUCGAAGGUCCAGGCGUUGAAAUGGAGGGAAGUAAAGGUGGAAGAUUCAAAAUGCCUCACAUAAAAAUGCCAGAUGUUGACAUCUCUCUGCCCAAAGGAAGGAUUGAAGGUCCAGAUGUUGAAAUGGAAGGAGGUACAGGUGGAAGAUUCAAAAUGCCUCACAUGAAAAUGCCAGAUGUUGGCAUCUCUCUGCCCAAAGGAAGGAUUGAAGGUCUAGAUGUUGAAAUGGAAGGAAGUCAAGGAGGAAAGUUCAAAAUGCCUGAUGUGAAAAUGCCAGAUGUCGACAUCUCUCUGGCCAAAGGAAAGAUUGAAGGCCCAGAUUUUGGAAUAGAAGGAGGAACCGGAGGAACAUUCAAAAUGCCUCACAUGAGAAUGCCCAACAUCGACAUCUCUCUGCCCAAAGGAAAGAUUGAGGGUUCAGAGAUGGAAAUCGAAGGCGAAGAUGGAAAGUUUAAAAUGCCUCAUCUCAACAUGCCUUCAGUUGAUAUUUCACUUCCCAAAGGAAAGAUGGAAGGUCCCGAUUUUAAAAUGGGGGGAGGUACAGGAGGAAAGUUCAAAAUGCCUCACAUGAAAAUGCCAGAUGUUGACAUCUCUCUGCCCAAGGGAAAGAUUGAAGCUCCAGACGUUGAAAUGGAGGGAGGUAAAGGUGGAAGAUUCAAAAUGCCUCACAUGAAAAUGCCCAACAUUGGCAUCUCUCUGCCUAAAGGAAAGAUCGAGGGUCCAGAUGUUGAAAUGGAAGGAAGUCAAGGAGAAAAGUUAAAAAUGCCUCACACGAAAAUGCCAGAUGUUGACAUCUCUCUGCCUAAAGGAAAGAUUGAAGGUCCAGAUGUUGGAAUGGAAGGAGGUACAGGUCGAAAAUUCAAAAUGCCUCACAUGAAAAUACCCAACAUCGACCUCUCUCUGUCCAAAGGAAGGAUUGAGGGUUCAGAUGUUGAAAUCAAAAUGCCAGAUGUUGACAUAUCUCUGCCCAAGGGAAGGAUUGAGGGUCCAGAGAUGGCUAUCAAGGGAGAUGGUGCUAAAUUCAAGAUGCCACAUCUCAGUAUGCCCUCUGUUGAUGUUUCACUUCCUAAAGGAAAGAUCGGUGAUCCGGAUAUUGAAAUAGAAGGAGGCACCGGAGGCAAAUUUAAAAUGCCGCACUUGAAAAUGCCCAACAUUGACUUCUCUCUGCCCAAAGGAAAGAUUGAAGGUCCAGAUGUUGAAAUGGAUGGAGGUACAGGAGGAAAGUUCAAAAUGCCUCAGAUCAAAAUGCCAGAUGUUGACAUCUCUCUGCCCAAGGGAAGGAUUGAGGGUCCAGAGAUGGCUAUCAAGGGAGAUGGUGCUACAUUCAAGAUGCCACAUCUCAGUAUGCCCUCUGUUGAUGUUUCACUUCCUAAAGGAAAGAUCGGUGAUCCGGAUAUUGAAAUAGAAGGAGGCACCGGAGGCAAAUUUAAAAUGCCGCACUUGAAAAUGCCCAACAUUGACAUCUCUCUGCCCAAAGAGGAUAUCGAAGGUCCAGGCGUUGAAAUGGAGGGAAGUAAAGGAGGAAGAUUCAAAAUGCCUCACAUGAAAAUGCCUAACAUUGGCAUCUCUCUGCCCAAAGGAAGGAUUGAAGGUCCAGAUGUUGAAAUGGAAGGAAGUCAAGGAGGAAAGUUCAAAAUGCCUGAUGUGAAAAUGCCAGAUGUCGACAUCUCUCUGGCCAAAGGAAAGAUUGAAGGCCCAGAUUUUGGAAUAGAAGGAGGAACUGGAGGAAAAUUCAAAAUGCCUCACAUCAGAAUGCCCAACAUCGACAUCUCUCUGCCCAAAGGAAAGAUUGAGGGUUCAGACAUUGAAAUGGAGGGAGGUUAUGGAGGAGCAUUCAAAAUGCCUCACAUGCAAAUUCCCAACAUCGACAUCUCCCUGCCCAAAGGAAGGAUUGAGGGUUCAGAGAUGGAAAUCGAAGGCGAAGAUGGAAAGUUUAAAAUGCCUCAUCUCAACAUGCCUUCAGUUGAUAUUUCACUUCCCAAAGGAAAGAUGGAAGGUCCCGAUUUUAAAAUGGGGGGAGGUACAGGAGGAAGAUUCAAAAUGCCUCACAUGAAAAUGCCAAACAUUGGCAUCUCUCUGCCCAAAGGAAGGAUUGAAGGUCCAGAUGUUGAAAUGGAAGGAAGUCAAGGAGGAAAGUUCAAAAUCCCUGAUGUGAAAAUGCCAGAUGUCGACAUCUCUCUGCCCAAAGGAAAGAUUGAAGGCCCAGAUUUUGGAAUAGAAGGAGGAACCGGAGGAAAAUUCAAAAUGCCUCACAUGAGAAUGCCCAACAUCGACAUCUCCCUGCCCAAAGGAAAGAUUGAGGGUUCAGACAUUGAAAUGGAGGGAGGUUAUGGAGGAGCAUUCAAAAUGCCUCACAUGCAAAUUCCCAACAUCGACAUCUCCCUGCCCAAAGGAAGGAUUGAGGGUUCAGAGAUGGAAAUCGAAGGCGAAGAUGGAAAGUUUAAAAUGCCUCAUCUCAACAUGCCUUCAGUUGAUAUUUCACUUCCCAAAGGAAAGAUGGAAGGUCCCGAUUUUAAAAUGGGGGGAGGUACAGGAGGAAAGUUCAAAAUGCCUCACAUGAAAAUGCCAGAUGUUGACAUCUCUCUGCCCAAGGGAAGGAUUGAAGGUCCAGAUGUUGAAAUGGAAGGAAGUCAAAGAGGAAAGUUCAAAAUGCCUGAUGUGAAAAUGCCAGAUGUUGACAUCUAUCUGUCUAAAGGAAAGAUUGAAGGUCCAGAUGUUGGAAUGGAAGGAGGUACAGGAGGAAAGUUCAAAAUGCCUCAGAUGAAAAUGCCCAACAUCGACUUCUCUCUGCCUAAAGGAAAGAUUCAGGGUCCAGAUGUUGAAAUGGAUGGAGGUACAGGAGGAAAGUUCAAAAUGCCUCAGAUCAAAAUGCCAGAUGUUGACAUCUCUCUGCCCAAGGGAAGGAUUGAGGGUCCAGAGAUGGCUAUCAAGGGAGAUGGUGCUAAAUUCAAGAUGCCACAUCUCAGUAUGCCCUCUGUUGAUGUUUCACUUCCUAAAGGAAAGAUCGGUGAUCCGGAUAUUGAAAUAGAAGGAGGCACCGGAGGCAAAUUUAAAAUGCCGCACUUGAAAAUGCCCAACAUUGACAUCUCUCUGCCCAAAGAGGAUAUUGAAGGUCCAGGCGUUGAAAUCGAGGGAAGUAAAGGAGGAAGAUUCAAAAUGCCUCACAUGAAAAUGCCUAACAUUGACAUAUCUCUGCCCAAAGGAAGGAUUGAGGGUCCAGAUAUUGAAAUGGAUGGAGGUACAGGAGGAACGUUCAAAAUGCCUCAGAUGAAAAUGCCAGAUGUUGACAUCUCUCUGCCUAAAGGAAAGAUUGAUGCUUCAGGGAUGGAGAUCAAAGGUGAUGGUGGGAAAUACAAGAUGCCACAUCUCACCAUGCCCUCUAUUGGUAUUUCACAUCCCAAAGGAAAGAUUGAAAGUACAGAUUUUGAAAUAGAGGGAGGUGCUGAGGGAAAGAUCAAAAUGCCUAGCUGGAAAAUGCCAGAUUUUGACAUUUCUCUGCCAAAGAAAAAAAUGGAAGGCCCUAAAGUUGAAAUACAGGGGGGUGAAGGAGGAAAUGUCAAUAUGCAUGAUGUGGACCUAUCUCUCCCUAAAGGAAAACUGGAGGCUGAGGGAAGAACCAGCAAGCUGCCGCAUAUCAAGAUGCCAAAAGUUGAUAUUUUACUUCCUAAAAGUAAAAGUAAAGAUAUUGAAACAUUGAAUCCAUCCUGUGAAGCAGAGAUCAAUUUACCAGCUGUUGAAUUAGGAGGGGAAAUUGUGCCAAAAGUGUCAUCACCAGAGUUGGACGUCGAUGCAACACUGAAUAGACCUAAACAAGGCACAGAAGCUCUUGGGGAAGCUGACUUGCAUGUUGAGGGGGAGCACAAAGGCCUCAAACUUAAGAUACCUACAAUAGACAUCAAAUGUCCAAAAGGCGACCUGGAGCUGGAUUUAGGACUUUAUAGAGGAGAGGGCAAGAAGGACAGGAAAAAGAUGGAACUACCUGAUUUAGAUAUCAGCACAGCAGGAACCAGCAGCAAAGUAAAGGGCCCUAAAGUCAAAGGAACAAAAUUCCACAUUGGGAUGCCAAAAAAGAAGACUGGUCGAGAUGUAAAAGCAGAAGCAAAAAUAUGCAAAAACUGCGGUGAUGAAGAUUUAGGUGGUCAUAUCAAACACAAAUGCAAGAGAAACGAAACAUUUAAGUACGAAGUUGAAAUUGAAACACAUAAUGGACAUAAAAAUAACAAAGGUCGUGUUAACAUCCCAGUACCAGAGUGUACUUUACCAAGUGUUUGUCUGACAAACAAACAAGGCUCGGCUGACUUUGGAACAGCGGGAGAGGGUGGCUUCUCAUCAUCCAGAGCAGAAAUGAGAGUGCCCAGGAUUCCAGACAUAGAUUUUGACAUAGGUACAACACAGGAUGAAGAUGAGGACGGAACAGAAAAAGACAAGAAAGUCAAAAUCCCUAAGUUUGGGGUCCCAUUACCCUCCAUCUCCUCUCCUAAGGGAAGAAUGAAUAUCACUGGGCCAGAAAUUCAGUAUGAGGGUCCUAAAAUGCCUAAAGUAAAGAAAGCUGUAUUUGUCUUGGUAAAUCCUCCUCAAACAGGUGAGCCCACUGCAUGCUCACACCUCCCAAAAGAGGAGGCGACAGCUCAGGCUGAAACAGAAGGAUUUAACGUGAAGUUGCCAAAAAUCAUAAUGAAGCCAAACUUUGGGAAGUCCAAAGAAAAAUCAGCUGCUGUGUCGUUUUCUCCUAGCGAAUCAGGGUCCUUUGAUGUCAAUCUUAAGGGUGACGGUUCAAGAUCCAAUUUCAAUGGUGCAAAAGAUCCUCACAUAAGCUCCAAGGAUGAUAAAGGGACAUUCAGCGGCAAAAUCAAUCUUCCAAAGGUACAGUUAACAUCUCCAUAUGGCAAGAUGUCUGUAGAGGGGGAGGACUCUGGCAUGAAUAUGAAACUGGGAAAGGAUUUAACAACAGUACACAUGGAGGAAUUCACUAAAGAACUUAAAGUAAAAUCAGGCAACAUGGCCUUCUCUGGUUUUAGUGAGGAGCUCCCAAAGGAUGUGGUGUCAUCUCAUGCCAGAACAGACAUGCUGGACAGAGACAGCUCAGAGUCCCCUGCUAGUUUCACCAUGGAGUUUAGCUCUGCAAAAGUCCAGCCAUGGAGCGAGGUCGAGAGCCAAAGCAAGGAACCCGAAGAAAGGGAGUCUUCCACCUGGUUCAAGGUCCCUAAGUUCAACCUGAAGCCACACUCCACAGGCUUCCUCCAGAUAACCCCCGAGGGUUCUCCUCAGGCCCAGCGGAAGGGGGAGGUGGCAGGUGAGGCUGAUGUCUCAGGGUCUUUCUGCCUUCACACCUCAGGGCUCGACUUUAGCACGCAAGAAAUAUCUGAGGAGCACCAAGCCUCCUCCGCUGAGGAGGGAACUGUCACCAUGGUGACCAAGACCACCAGAGUCACCCGUCACAUGGUUUCCUCUGAGAUACGAACAGGUGAAUCUUCAGCCACCACAACAACAACAACUCACAAGGUGUCGGACUUUAAAUACUGAGGAUGCUGUAAUCAUAUCUUAAAUGUCUUUAAAUCUUGUUGGGUUUCUUGGUGAGGUUGCAGUGUUCUUGUAGCCUAGGCUAAGCCUGCGAAGUGGCAAACCUCGAUUAGGUAAAGGUCUUUCUUUUUUAUUUUAAUGGGUGAGAUAUGAAUGUGAUGAAAAAACAGUUGCAUUUCAUCAAUCGGCAUCAUUGUCAUUAUAAAACCAACAGAGUAAUAUGUGCUUCCUUUCUUCUCAUUUUAAAUGUAAUUUUUGUAACUGUUGUUAGAGUUUUGUUAGUUUAGUUUGUAUUAUUUAUCAGAUUUUGUUUGGUUUUAAAGUUUUCACUCUGAAUGUAAACAUGUCACACUGCUUGAUUAUUUAUUGUUGUUUGUUCACAAUGCGCUGGAAUGAGUCAUUUACUCUCAUCAGUAUCAUGGAUUUGACAAUUAUUUGAACUGCAACAGUACAGGCCAGAGUAAUGUUCAUGUAAAUACAUCCAUAUCAUUGCUUUUAUGAAGCAGUAUUCCCUCGAUUAGAAAUGUAAUUAUUUUCAUAUUCACCAGUCAGGAGAAGAAGUUAUAUUGUGUGACCUAAUAAUAACCUGUUUUUUUGUCUUGAAGGAAAAGUGUGAGCUUUUUGAGAUUAUAGGCUAAUCUCAUUUGCUGCCAUAGUUUUAUAUUUGACGCAUUUAGCUGAUGCUGUUACCCAGAGACAGUCACGGUGCGUGAGCAGGACACUCUGGACUCUUUUCUUGCUGUGGGGAUCAGACCUGUGACUUCUGGUUGAAGGUUCAUACAUUUACUGUAGGCCACCCUGCUGCUAAUCAAUUUUAUAUUCAUGUUUUUACUGUAGACUGCCAAAAAACACACUGCUGUAUAUUUUGUGUGUUGACUCUUGGCUUCAAGAUACACAUCCUGACUGAUGCUGAUGUUUUGCAACUCAUCUGUGAACUAUGUUGUGUUUCAGAACAUCAAUAGCAGGCUCAGAGGACAUUUGGGGAUUAGGGUGCUGUUGGGUGCUUUAACAAAAUCACUGAGAUAAGGUCUACAUUUCAAACUGUAAAACUUUUUCUCUUGAAACUUAAAAAAUGGUCCUCAAAAAAUGAUGUUACUUUCAGGCUGCUACAAUGACAUUUCAAUUAUUGAUCAAAAUCAAAGUUGAGGUUAAGCCUUUUGCCAUCUUUAAAAAAAAAGUUUGUUGACUACACAUUUAGACAUGUAAAAUGAAUUCCCAAAUGCAAUAUAGUACCUACACAAACACAGCUUCUGUAAUGAUACUGGCAUCAAAGUAGAACUUUUUAAAGCUACCGAUUGUAUUCACAUCUCAUAGCCAUUGUCAGUUUCACAGGGUAUACAAUACAGAGCUACUUUUAAGGUGGAUAUAACGCAUUUGAGAAUGGACAGUCUUUCAUUAACAUAUUUUAAGACUGGGCCUGUUUCUCGGGUAGCAACAAGGUCAAGGUAACACACACCUAUUCAUUUCUAUUUGUAUUAGGAUUUUUACCUUUCUGAUUUAAUCAAGUCUUCAAGUUUCUUUUGGAUUAUAAAGGGUUUCAGUGCCAAGUGUUUUUGUCAAAGCUGCAUUGGAGAGAAUGUUUAAGAUGUCAAUAAAUAAUAAUCAAUAAAAUUAUAUAAUUUUAAA
Gymnodraco acuticeps is the source of this 16515-nucleotide messenger RNA. RefSeq names its product periaxin (gene prx). Gene Ontology annotation, biological process: regulation of RNA splicing. The record is from RefSeq and is a predicted model, not a curated record. NCBI's taxonomy places the organism in Eukaryota, Metazoa, Chordata, Actinopteri, Perciformes, Bathydraconidae. Gene Ontology annotation, molecular function: protein binding. Gene Ontology annotation, cellular component: cytoplasm; nucleus.